AGUGAGAAUAGUCAGAAGGCUAUUGUCAAAGUUUCAGUUCAAAUAUGUAGCUAAAAACUGUAUAAACUUAUCGAUAUAUAACUUACGUUAGUGUGAAAGGGAUAUAAAUGACUCAAUAACAACGAUAAGUCGAAGAAUACGACUCUGUGUCGGCCAUGUGCUAAUGAAAUACAAUAAAAAGCUGGAAAGUUCUUACAACUGAAGAAAACUAAAACUCAAAAUUAAAGAUUUCUCAGGCGACGAAGUUGGAAGUCAAAUAAUAAUGGAUCCAGAAGUAGCUGAAAAACUUAAUUCGGAUGAGGUUGAGGUUAAGGAGAACAUUGCAGGAAAGACCGAAGAGCCUUCGGGAGAUGCACCCAAAUCGGAAGGCCAGAAGAACUUAACCGAAAUGACAAUAAGCGACAUGGUACAGACCUCGACUUCGGGAAAGAAUAUCCAGAACACCAAGGAUGAGGAUGCAAAUCCUUUGGCUCAAAAAGCCAACAAGAAAGCAGCCUAUGCAGCAAUUCCCAGUGUUUUGAAGCGGGCUCGCGCUUUUUACAAGAGCAUUCCUGGUCAAGAGAAUGGAGAGGGUCCCAAUAAGAAACUCAAGACAGACGUCAAGGACCCAGCAGUCGACCUUAAGCAAUACGUUAAAAAAUUGGUUGAUAAGAAACUCAAGCUGAUGCCAAAGCCAGUUGUUGAAAUAGAGUUUAUAGAAAGCACCCGUCGUAUGUUCGGUACCAUGUCCCGUCGUGAACUUGAGGAUUUGGUAGUGGAAAAGGUGGUCGCGGUAAAGAAGGCCAACUCUGAGUCCACGUACAUACUCUCACAGUUGGUUCAGAGCGAGACAACACUGGUCACCUAUCAGCGUAAGAUCGCCGAGGUGUCCAAGCACUUUCAGGAAUUGGAGAAAAUGGGAAGCCAGAAAUUGCACGUCACCGCUCCGGGGCGUACAACUCAGGCUGCCGGACAAAAGGCUACCGUACCCGUAAACGAUCAGUCGCAGGCUGCGGGCAGUAUGUUGCCGUCAUCCAGUGGAAUCCGUUCCAGGGCCAUAUCCAUCCGCGCCGCCGGAAGCAACGUUGGCCCACAACAACACUACAGAUCUGAGGAACGCAGGGCCGGCUAAGGCCCCUGUCCUGGAGAACGCUCUUCCGGGCCAGGCCGCAAAUAAUCCCGUGAAGGAGACUCACCAGCCGGAAGGAAGUUCUAACCAAUGAAGAUGAGGAAUAUUGCGUGGACUAUAAUCGUGCUCCACAGAACUCUUGUUUCCAUCAUCUUCAAUUAAAAGCCGAGUGCCGUUGAUUUCUUAAAACAAAAACAUUAAAGCACGACUGCACAUUACUCAACAAACUAA
Messenger RNA from Drosophila kikkawai, 1339 nucleotides. RefSeq lists its product as uncharacterized. The record is from RefSeq and is a predicted model, not a curated record. NCBI's taxonomy places the organism in Eukaryota, Metazoa, Arthropoda, Insecta, Diptera, Drosophilidae.